This is a messenger RNA of Symbiodinium pilosum, 2352 nucleotides long. The record is from the annotation of a GenBank genome assembly. NCBI's taxonomy places the organism in Eukaryota, Dinophyceae, Suessiales, Symbiodiniaceae.
AUGAAGCCCACUGCGCGUGUGGCCUCACCCGAGCCAGAGGCCGCUUCUGUGGCUGUGGCGCCUCCUGAAGAUGCGCCGCCAAAGUGUGCUAGCCCACAGAGCCACAACAAGUCCUACAUCGAGCAAAAGAUCGGUGCCUGGGUGUCCUUUCACACCUUGCAUUCCGACGGGAUGAGCACCAACAUGGAGGAUCCUUUCCCCGCAGUCAGCUGGCAAUGGGAGCACCGGAGCGGUUGGCGGGACUACCCCCGCAAAGUGAGUACGAAGAUCGAGCUCGCGUACCGUGCCGGGGAAACCAAGACGCGUGUACAGACCGGGAAGAAAGGGUCUGUGCCGAUGGAGAUCUUCUUUGAGGAUAUGCUCCAGCAUGACCCGAUCUCCGGCAACACUCGGAACGUGAACCGGAAGGGCUCCUUCAGUACUCGACAGAAGGUCACGCGCUUCCUGGGCGGUGUGGUCAGGAUGCUGGAGACCGGGAAGCCACGGAAGGAGCGCUUCCACGACUAUCAGCAGCGACGCAAAAGGCAUGUGGACCCUGAUGCGCAUCAGGAGCCGGUCAAGGAGAGCCCGUACCACAAUGGCUGCUGCGGGCUGUGCGCUUCAAGCCCGGUUUUCUUUUCUUGCACCAUGUGCAUGGUUAUUCUCUAUUGCCUUUGGCUGGGCGUUGAAGCGGAUCUCAACACGAACAAGUCCCACAACUUGUACGAAGCAGAACCUGUCUUCCCUGUGGUCGAGAACAUUUUUUGUGUCUUCUUCACUCUGGAACUCAUCAUUCGCUUCUGUGGCUUUCGCAGAAAGCGGAACUGUUUCCAAGACAUGUGGUUCCUCUUCGACCUAAUUUUGAUGCUGCUGAUGGUGGCAGAGCUUUGGAUCGUGCCGAUCCUCCUUGUCUUCGUGCCAGAGCUGAGUCGAGUGAUACAAGAGCUCACGUUCCUGCGUGCGCUUCGCUUGGUGCGCAUGGCGCGGCUCACAAGCCUUCUGCGGGCAUUUCCGGAGGCAAUGAUGUUGCUGAAAGGCAUCUCUGCAGCAAUGCGGGGUGUGGUGACCACCAUGUGCCUUCUGUUGGUGAUCCUCUUCAUGUGUGCCCUGAUCUUCAUGUUCAUUGUCCAGGGCCAGGACACAGACGGGGCCCGGAACAUGAGAGACCAGUACUUUUCCUCAGUGUCCCACUCGAUGAGGUCACUUUUCAUGCAUGCCACUCUUCUGGACGGUCCAGCAGUGGUGUAUGAUGAGAUUGAGGACACACUGGGCAACUGGAUGGCCUACCUCUUCCUGGGAUGCAUCGUGCUCAGCGCCUUCACUGUGCUCAACAUGCUCAUCGGAAUCUUGUGUGAAGUGAUUAACAAGGUUUCUGAAGCUGAGAAGGAAGAGGCGCAGAUCCGCUACUUGAGGCGCCACCUUCAGGACAUCUUCGAGUGUUACGACGUGAACCAAGACAAGUCCAUCGGGGAGAAGGAGUUUGCGCUGCUCUUGCAGAACCUGGAGUUCCGUGAGAUCCUCUCAAAAUUUGGUACAGAUGUCCAGGACUUGCAGGACAUCAUGGCUGCCGUCUACAACGAGCGCGCAGGCACAAGCGUUGAGUUCAAUGAACUCAUUGGAGUGGUUCUGCGUCUGAAGGGCGGCAACAAUGCCCAAGUCACGGACAUUGUCGACUUGCGAAAGUUUGUCAAGCAGGUCUCCGACAAGUUGGAUUGCCUCCUGGACCCCACCAAAGUGCCCCGGGGCCCGCCGCAGCCGGGCGUGGAGUCCAUCGAGGUCCACAUCGUCAAGGCGCGGGGCCUGCGAAACGCCGACAUUGUUCCGCUGACAGGCAGAUCGGACGUGUACUGCAAAUGUGUGGUGCUCGGAAAGCCUGACACUGGAGUGGUGACAAAAGUUAUCCACGACACUACCAACCCCGUGUGGAACGAGGCGUUUGUCCUGGCAGAUUAUCAAGCUGGAGAACAUUUGCGCUUCCAGCUAUUCGACCAAGACUGGCGGAUCAUCAAGGAGGAUGACUAUCUGGGUUCCACUGUGCUGGAGAGCCACCGCUUCUGUCCACAGGGCUUCGAGGGGGAGUUGCGCCUAUUUGGGUGUGGCAAAGGCAUUGAAGCCUACCUGGAAGUCAAGGUAAAGGUGAAGAUGCUGCCAGUCGAAGACAAAAGGUCAACUCUGUCUGGGACGAGCGUGUCGUCGGAGACAAGUGCAGGCACAUCCAACAUGGCGCUGCUACUUGCGCGGUUGGAUGAUAUCUAUGCUGGCCAACGGCGGCUUUCAAGCUCACUGAAACGCAUGGAGGAGCGCCUGGAUGUUGUCGAAGUGGCUGUGACACGCACAACGCCAACCCCAGAUUUGCGACUGUUCCAGCCGUGA